GACCAGACCUCAAAACUUCCCAGUUCCCACACGACGCUGAAUCCCCCGAAAGCCCCCAAAAUCCGACCCCCAUUCCUACUCUGCCGUCCACGCCCCGAGAUGCCGCCAACCGAGGACGCCUCCACCGCCGGCCCCCCGCCGGCACCGACCCCUCCACCCGCUCGUGGGAUGGCGGCCGGUUCGCGGUUGCUGCUGCAGUCGCCACCGCCCGCUUUCCCGCUCGGCUCCAACGACGACCAGCUCGAGCGCGCCCGCGCACGCGCCGCGGCCCGGGCGGCCUCCGUCCGCCGACGCUCUCUCGCCGCCUCGCUCGCGCCCAAGACCCCGCACCCUAACCUCCUCAACCGGGACGAGGUUAUGGACCUAUUCCAUAACUGCAUCAAGCUCGCAUCGGAGAACAAAAUCAACCAGAAGAAUACGUGGGAGCUGGGCCUCAUCGACCACCUCAGCGAGAUCAUCCAGGCUGGGGAGGAGAUGGACGACGAGACCAACUUCCAGAAAGCUAGCUGCACGCUGGAGGCCGGCGUGAAGAUAUACUCCCUGCGUGUGGAUUCUGUGCACUCUGAGGCUUACAAGGUGCUCGGUGGGAUCAACCGCGCUGUAAGGGGGGAAGAGGCUGGUCUGGGGGAAGGUGGUGAUUCAGAGCCUGCACAAGAAGAAGGCAUCAACAAAAAGGACGUCGAUAGGAGGAUUUCACCUGCUUCGACAUUGGAGUCCUCGUUUGAGACUCUUAAUGUGAAGAAGUUUGAUGUUGCCUUCACGGUCGAUCCUCUAUAUCAUCAAACCACUGCUCAGUUUGAUGAAGGUGGAGCGAAGGGUCUCUUAUUGUAUAACCUUGGAGUAUAUGGCAGUUGCUGUGUGCUUUUUGAUUCAUUCGAAGCUCCAGAUAAACUCGUCUUAUCUGAUAUGCAAGCUGAAAAGGCUGAUGCGAUUGAUCUUUCAUUUGCUAAAGAACAAAUUGAGCAAAUGACACUUCACAUGCCUCUAUGCAACGAUAUCUCUCCUACAUUGAGGGAUAUUGUAGCUCAGUUUGAUGAAGAGAAUCAAAGGCCAUCACAUGAUGCAUCUUUGGGGCAAAUGCCAGUGAUGGAAGAUCAGGUUGUUGACAGUAAUAACACUGAUAAUGAUGACAUACCUGAUUCUGGAACUUGGGAUUUUGGUGGUUGUGAUGAUCAUGAGAGUGCAUGUGAUGAAAAGUGCGACCCACUGAAUUUCAACUCAACAAGCUACAAAGAGGGAAACGAUGAGUACACUUUCCAGGGUCCUGAUGGUCCUUGUCUAGAUGAAAGGCUCGAGAAAUUUACAGAUUUGUUGUCACUUGGCAUUGGCUUUUCUUCAAAGACAAAUGCUUGGGCAGGACCCGAGCAUUGGAAGUAUCAAAAAGCUAAAGGUACAAGUCAGCCUGCCCAAACUCCAUCUGGUGAUUUGGAUGUAGCAAAAAAGACAAAGAAAAAAAGAGGCAAAGACGAGCCUGAUAUUGAUUUCACCAAAGCAUUGGAACUUGAGAUGGCAUCUGUGUUUGCACCUCCCAAGAACCCAAAGUCAUUGCUGCUGCCUGCAAAUAAGGGUAGCUGCAGCAAUAAACUUCCAGAGGAUUGUCAUUACCAACCUGAAAGCCUUGUUAAAUUACUUCUUCUUCCAGAUAUUUUGUGUCUGGCUCGGAGAAGAAGAAAACCACUUGACAUUUCAAGGGGCAACGAUGAUGACUUUAUCCCAUCUGGACCUUGGGAUGAUGAUAACUUGUGCAGUGACCAUGCAGAUGAAGGGAAUGCCGAUAGUGAUAUUGAAGAGCCAGUAAAUCUUAUCACUAAACCAAGACAGGUCAACAAGAUUGAUAUACAGUAUGACAAGAUAUCAAAACAAAUUGAUGUUCAUGCCUUGAAGGAAGUGCUCUGGAAUCACAUUCACAUGUCUGCUGAGACCGAUCAUCUGGAAAGAGAGGACACAGAAGGAACCCUGUGCCUGACGAAGGUACUACACGAUCUUCCAAGCAGUAACCCAGAUGCUCUAAGGACGGAUAUAUCGCCGCACCUUUAUUUCAUUUGCCUCUUGCAUUUGGCAAAUGAACACAGCUUGACGUUGCGUGAUCGUCCAACGUUGGAUGAAAUCGACAUAUACGUUCCGAGUUCAGCGCCUGUGAAGUAACCCUGUGGCUUUGUCGUUCAUUGUGUUGUUGUACGUGCUAUCUUAAUGUCUUAUAACGAUGCCUUGUCGUAUCAUUAUAACUAACUUAUGAUGGUUGUAUUUGAUGUCAUCCCUGGACUCUGAUCGAUAGAGAUUUGUCAGAACGUACUUUGUUGGAGGCCUGUGUAGCAUUAUGAUGGGAUGUUAAUCGACGAUUUUUUGUAGCCAGUUUGCUGGCAAUCUGUACUCAACCUUUUUUUUAGGAAAUCUGUACUCACCUUGGGUGUGCCUGCCUUAUCAAA
This is a messenger RNA of Brachypodium distachyon (stiff brome), 2426 nucleotides long. Its product is annotated as condensin complex subunit 2. Gene Ontology annotation, molecular function: chromatin binding. The transcript has 13 exons. Gene Ontology annotation, cellular component: condensin complex. NCBI's taxonomy places the organism in Eukaryota, Viridiplantae, Streptophyta, Magnoliopsida, Poales, Poaceae. The coding region runs from base 100 to 2145 and encodes 681 amino acids. The record is from RefSeq and is a predicted model, not a curated record. Gene Ontology annotation, biological process: mitotic chromosome condensation.